Arabis nemorensis is the source of this 951-nucleotide messenger RNA. Lineage: Eukaryota; Viridiplantae; Streptophyta; Magnoliopsida; Brassicales; Brassicaceae. The record is from the annotation of a GenBank genome assembly.
AUGAGGAUUAAACUAAUGUAUUCUCGUUCAACUUUGUAUAGAUUUGGGAUAUUGUGGCGGAAGAAGAGAGAAUCUAAGAUGAGAAAACUGGAGAAUACACCUCGUGGCUUAUUGGUAUUUGGAAUUGGAGGAGAUGUUUUAGCUCUUAAUGUGGCUUCUUGUAAGCAGAAAUGGAGAAUACGAGACUGUCAUCGCGGUGGUGGUAUUGCUUUUUCCUAUGAUGGGAAGAAAUCCUGCAUAUACAGUUGUGGUGCGGAUGGGAAGGUUUUUGUAUAUGAUCUCGAAACUGGAAAGCGGACCAACAAUUUACAGUCUUCAACAAAUGCUUUCUCUUCUUUAACCAUUUCACCAGACGGCGAAAUCAUGUUUACGAAGAAGUUUGCCAAAACUUCGAGUACUUAUGCUUUUACCGAGGAUGGGAACUCCAUUAUGUCAUCUUUAAUUGGUGAAAAUGACAUUUCAAUAUGGAAAAUUGGCGAUGAGAUUGGGGAUGCUAGUUUUCUGCUUACCUUGGAGCACCAACCCGUCUUUGUGGAUACUUGGGGUGGAGAAAGUGGACAAGAGCUAUAUGUUAUGGAGAUUUCAGAAAGAGCUGCAUGUUAUUAUUGGUAUGCGUUUGGGAGCCUAGGCCCUGAAAACCCUAUAAAAGUUGCAUUAGUAAAUGAAGAGGGCUCACUCCAUACAGUAUUUGCUGCAAAAAAAGAAUAUUAUGUGCAAUUUGAUUCAGCUGAUGUGCAUAUAGUCACCGCGUUUGAAUCACCUUUGGAAUUGUUAUUCCGAAAAUUGCUAGUGCGGUUUCUCCCCAAAGUGCGGAAAUUUCUCCUGGAGAGAUAUGAGAAGCUCUAUUCUUUGUGUUCUCAUGGACCAACGAGAAGAAAAAGAUGUGUGUUGGGCAAUCGCUCUGAUUGCCUAACUAGAAGCUGCUUUGAAGUUAGAUGGUCAUGUAAAUGA